UGGCAACCGGUGAGUGUCACCGGUUGCUCGGUGAUGAUCGGCGGUGAUCGGUGAAGCUCCGGUGCUGCUCCGUUUCUCUCCGCUGGAAUACCUUCUACGGCACUUUCCGACUCCGCUGUGACCCGACGCCGCUCCCGGACGUCUCCAAGCCGCGGGCGGCCGAGCCCACGCCUCAGCGCUCCACACCUGCGGGGAUUUUAGAGAGACUGCGAGCUGAGAACCAUGAGUCACCUCAGCCCAGGGCUUAUGUCGGCCUACAACAGCCUCACAGACAAACACCUCGCAGGUUACUUCAGCAACACUCGAAUCAGGAGACACCUGCAGAGAGCGGGACUGAUCACCAGGAGUGGGCGAAUUGUUCCAGACAAGGAGUACAGACACAAGCUGAUGCAGCGGGCCCACCAGAGACAUGUCAGAGAGUGCUUGGCCCAGGCCAUUUUCCACAAGGUGCUGGAGAUGGAGCGUCUCCACCAAAUCGAGAUCAAAAGGAAACUGGAGGAGUUUGCAAGGAGGGAGCGAGUGCAUAGGAUGAAGGUGGAGCGCUGUAAAAGGUAUGAAGAAGACACUUUCCACAUCCUGUCUCCACAUCCCCCCACGGGAUCCAGGACCGUCUGGAAACAGCCCUCUGGUCCGGAGGGGGAGCACUCUGAGACCUCUGAAUCUCCGAGCUCGUCUCGACCCAACACGGCUCCGGGGAAGAUGCAGAGGCCGGUGCGCCUGAAGCCCAUCCACAGUAACAGCACCACAGCUUCGCUCAGACGCAGCUCGCCUUCCAGACUCCCCAGGUCCUCUCAGGAGAACAACCAGCCGCUCAACGGCACCAUGGACAUCAAGUUCCCCAGACAUACGACUACCAAGGAGGUCUCCCAUGUUAUGUCCCCCUACUGCCUGCCAGUCAUCAACAACUUUGUGACACCUGUGCCCCCGGUGGCGAAGAAGAGCGAGCGGGCGGCGAAGGUCCCGGCCAGCAGCACCAUCAGAGGACGCAGGCUACGCUCCACCACUGCCUCCAGUGGACCUCACGACCCCCCUUGGCUGAGGAGCUCAGUUUACCAGAGCCGCGUGCGCGUGACCAUGGUGUACUUUGGCAAAACGGUCCACCUCUCCAACGACCUGAUCGACACGAGGGACGAAGUCAGAGUGUUUCAGCAGCACUGUGGAGGAGAAAACCUGUGUGUGUACAAGGGGAGGCUCCGUGAGGGAGAUGGUUUUCAGUUCAUCUCAAGGCGCCACAGAGGUUUCCCCUUCAGCCUGACCUUCUACCUGAACGGGCUGCAGGUGGAGCGGCUGAGCUCCUGCUGCGAGUUCAAACACAGGAAAGGCUCCCGACUCGGAGGGAGGCACGGACACUUUGGCUUUUCCAGCGUGGAGGGAGCGUCUCCUUGUUACAAGUGCAUCAUAGCAAUGGGCCUGGACAAGAAGCCCACUCCUCCUCCAAAGAGGGUGAACAAAGAUCAGUCCCGAGAGCAGUCAGCCACCAGCCCUAAAGACGGACCUGAGAUGGAGCCAGACAGGAGCGGGGACGGCGCUGCCUCACGCCUGGAGCGUGAAAGCCGUCAAACACCACAGACGGAGACGGCGGUCGGAGAGCAGCCGGCGCCCGUGGAGAUCAAAGUCAGAGACGAUUACGAAGAAGACUUUGAAGCAGACGACGAAGGUCCAAUAGAAGAAGCGACAUUACAAGACGAGAAAUCCCCGUCUCUGUCCAGUGGAACUGAAAAGCAGGAGCAGGAGAAAGACGCCUCAGAGGCUGAAGAUGAGGAGGACGACGAAGACAAAAGGUCCUGUUCAGGCUCCAGCAUGUCAGGCAGCGAAGAGGAGGAGAGUGACGCUGAAGCCACGCAACGCUCGGAAGAUGGCGAGAAAGAGGACAAGGCUAAAGAGGACGACCAACCAGGAGCUGCAUCUCCCGCGAGUGAAAAGGACACAUGGAAAUCUGAGGAAACCGCUGCCACCAGGGCCGAGUCCGCUUCAGUGGAUAACUUAGAGAUGCCGGACAGCGCCGGGGACAGCACAGGGAUGGAAAUCUCUGACGCCAAUGAGAACAAACUGAACGACGACCAAUCAGAAGACAGAGACACGGAGGAUCCUGGACAGGAGAUCAAAAAUGAGGAUGGACAGGAGAGGGCCAAGUCUGUGCAGGAGAAGCUGGUGGAGGCCAUCCUGCAGGUAUCCCAGCGUAGCUCUGAGCCCGAACUGAGCGACACCAGUACUGAGGAAGAGGAGGGCCCUGCAGAUAAAGGCCAUGAAAAAGAAAACAAAGAAAAACUGCAGACCCUCGUAGAAGAGACAAAUUGUGAAGAAAGUGUUACCAAUGAAGUCGCAGAGGAACAAAAGGAGUUUACCGGAACAGAGGAAGAGAAGGACAAGAAGCAGGACCACGGUGACGAUACUAAAGAAGAAAAAGUCAGUGAGGUUGGGGAAGAUGGAAAGGCAGCAGAGGACGAAGCCAUACCAGAGGGAACUAAAUCAGAGGAUCCAGGUGAAACACAGCUCCUUGUGGAUGGAGAAAAUGUUGCACAGAAUGACAAGACAGAGGAGCCCUUUGAAGGAAGUGAAUAUGCUGAUAUUGAGGCUUCCCAUAAUGAUGAAGAAAAGGUUGAAAACAAUGCAGCGGAGCCUGAUAGCCAGCACAAUGGGAUGGGGCAAAGGGCAGAGAACAGAGAAGAGGAUGAGUCGGUAUCAGAGCCGAGUGAGAAGACAGAUGAGGCAGCAGUGGCAGAUAUCGCUGAGGCGGAGACAACAGCUACAAGCGAGACGAUGGCAAUCAAAGCAGAGUCCUCGGAGGAUCGAGAGGCCCUCAGCUGUGAAGACGCACCUGAAACCGGCACAGAGAAGAUGCAGACAGACAGCGAGGAAGCCGAAGUCGCAGCGGAGAAUUCAAGCAGACAGCCGGAGGAGUGUGGGGACUCCACAGCCGAGAAGACAGCAGACAUGCAUCUGGAAACGGCAAAGACCCAGAGCAGCGAUGACGAGAUUCAAGCGGAACCGAAACAGCAAGCGACAGGAGCGGAGGAAGGAGAGGACGGCAGUCUACAGGAGAACUGUGGGGCGAGAGAAGAGUUUGUGGUAGUGAGUGAAACAGAAGAGAUGAAAAGGUUCACAAGUUCAGAGGAGAUAGCAGGAGAUGAAAAUAAAACAGAGGAUAUUAAUGGUGAAAGCAAGGUUGAUGAAAUCAUUGAACAUAACAAAAACCCACCAGAGGGGACCAAAAGGGAAGAUAUUCCUGACGAGGAGAAUAAAGAUGGAAUUAAAGACUCAGAGAAAGAGACUAAAGGAGAAGGAGCUGAGGGAGAACUUGAGGCAAAGGGAGAUGAUAAAAGUCAGACUGGUGAAGAAGGAACUGAGACAAACAAACUUUUACAAGAAAAAGACGAUGACGCAGGAAUGUCAGAGAAUGUUACAAAACAAAACCUCGAAGAGACUAAAACCUGUGAAGAACGCGAUAAUGUAACUGAGAACAGUGCAGCAGAGGGGGGAGCAACAUCUGAGGCGACCGAAGAACUUGACAAAAGUCAAGACCCGGAUACGGAAAAGGCAAAAACAAGCCCUGAAAAGAUUGCUGACUCAGAGCAUGUCAGUGAGAGCAAAGCAGCAGAUGGUCCUGACACGCGUGAGCCGACUCCAGAUGCCGCAGAAGCUGAGACUGGAGAACGAGAAGCAGAGAGGGAAAGUGAAAGAGGAGAAAUCGACGCUGAAAACGGGGAGAGUUCUGUUGCAGCUGAGCGCCAACCCCAGGAGGAAGAGGAAAAUACUCCGACAGCUGACGAAGAAAGACAGACAGAUGAGCUAGACGAAGAAAGUCAGAGCGCGGAGGUAAAAGAAGUAGCUGUGGAGUCUGGAGACAACGCUGUAAAAGAAGAAGACGGCUUGACUGAUCAGGCCCCGGAGACCGGUGUCACGGAGAGCGACGCUAAGGAAGCGGAUAGUAGCCUGGUGAAGCCUGGUGAGAAUGCUAACAGGGACUCAGAGUCAAAGACGUCAGGAGCAAAAACACAAGACGAGAGAAAUGGCAACCAGGUAGUGGAGGAAAAUGAAAAUGGCAACAAAGAGUUCAAUUUGAUCCAAAACAGCGGGAAUGAUAUCGGUAAGGUGUCUCCUCUCGGUGAAAUCUCUUCACUUCCAGCAGCUGCUGACGUGGAGGAAACAGCUAAAGAUGAAGACGAAGGGAAGCUCGAGUCCAUUACUGACAAACCACUGGAAGCUGGAGAGCAUGGAGCGGACACAGAGGAGGCGAGCAAGACGUCGGAGGAAGGAGCGAGUGUGCUGCUCAAUCCUCAGGCUCAAACCACGGAGGCAGAAGACGACGCUGCGGGUAAAGAAACCCCGGAGGCUUUAGCAAGAGAUGACAGUACGGACAUGGUCACAAACUGGAUACAAACGCACCAAAUGUCAAAGUUCUUCGAGACGUUUGUCGAGCCUUUGGAAGAUCUGAGGAAAGAGGUUCCAGAUGCGAGAGUAUCAAGCCCAAAUGGUGAAGAACAAGAAUCCGCAGCGCUCCAGAGACCGGAAAGCCCAGCGAUUAUGGGGAGGAUGUCCGGGGAUGAGGAGGAGUCUCAGGUAGAGACUGGGCAAAGUCGUGGUGAAGACGAUCAGCGUGAGAAGGACCCACCUGAAGGUGGACGACAAGGCGAUGAGGGCGCUGUAGAAAAGAUCGUGGAAACAAACAACCUGACUGGCCAGCCUGAUGGUAGCGAAUCACAUGGAGAAGACAGAGGAAGUCAAGAGGGAAACACUGACUUUACAACUAAAGUAGAAGGUUUCUCAGGUGCUCUCAUAGCCGAGGGGGAUUUUGAGAACCAAAGUAGUGGAAACACCAACAGUGCUCCAGACCUGAUUGUAAAACAAAUGGCGACGGAGCUUUCAACCAAAACAGAGCAAUUAAACUCCCAGAAUGGACGGAGAGACGCGGACGACACGUGGGACAAAAUAAGCAGAGACGGAUGUCAAAUAACGCAAAUAACCAGUUUCACAACGUCUAACUCAGCUCAUGGAAGCCAAGAAGAGCUCCGAGAUAAAAUGCCACAGAGGCGCUUCAGCGGCGAGACAAGAGACAUGCAACUCAUUGAAGACAUCAAGCACACUCUGAGCAAAGACAGUCUGAGCACUUUCCCGUUGUUUGGUCCCUCUUCUUACCCUUUACUGACUACUUCAAGGUCUGAAGGUGGGCAGUAAGGUAAAGUAAUCCGUUGAUUCCUAAUGUGAGAGAACCUCGCUUGAAAACCUUGAUCCAUGAAUGAGUUAAAUCAAUCAUCAGCAAACACUAUCAAGUUUAGCUUUGACAGAAUCCCUCAAGUGUCUCUUACUUUCUGCGUGUACAUUAGAAUACCUUCUUAGACGACCGUCACCCGCGACUAACCAGAAAGAACAAGCUGUGCCUCGUGUUUUGACUGGUGAAUGCGAUGUUUACAAUGGAACCAGCUCUUCCCAUUGUAAGUCGCGAUGCGGCCGUAUCAAGUACGGCUGCUAUCAUCUAUUACCUGUAAACGGAUCCACCUCGACUCCCGCUCGCGGAUGAUUGAAUAAUUCAUAGCUGUCAGACUCCCGCGUCUUUAGCCGACCUCUGGUGCACUUUACGUUCCCAACCAUGUGGGUAUGAGCGGGCCGGCUUUCACCAGAGGUCUGUAAUUUAAACUGGUAAUGGCCAUUUUAGUCAACACUCUGGCAUGAUUACCUAGUGACAUUAGCAGCAACAGGAGACCGAUGUUGAUGAUUAGCCUGGCGGUAAUAAAGUGGAUUGUCAAAAAUUCCCUAGCUGCUAACAGCUUUAAGUAUUUUUUUAAAUAAAGUCUAUAUUGUUGUCUGUUUGGUUUAGGUUUAACUGUGUGCGGCUUCAGCAUUUUCUGUGACUUUUGUCCCUGUUGUACAGCUUGUGUGAAUAGGCGAGCAUAAAAAAAUAA
Molecule: messenger RNA, 5900 nt
Organism: Fundulus heteroclitus (mummichog)
Lineage: Eukaryota; Metazoa; Chordata; Actinopteri; Cyprinodontiformes; Fundulidae
Gene: erich3
Product: glutamate-rich 3
Exons: 14
Coding region: 223-5175 (1650 amino acids)
Source: RefSeq, a predicted model, not a curated record